Messenger RNA from Ascochyta rabiei, 963 nucleotides. RefSeq names its product Ureidoglycolate lyase. Gene Ontology annotation, molecular function: ureidoglycolate hydrolase activity; ureidoglycolate lyase activity. The transcript has a single exon. Gene Ontology annotation, biological process: allantoin catabolic process. The coding region runs from base 1 to 963 and encodes 320 amino acids. Lineage: Eukaryota; Fungi; Ascomycota; Dothideomycetes; Pleosporales; Didymellaceae. The record is from RefSeq and is a predicted model, not a curated record.
AUGCCUACCUCUAUGCCGUGUCCGUCCAUACGGAUCCCCAUGGAGCUUCUCACACCCACUGCCUUCUCGCAGUUUGGCACCGUGAUUGAGAACCCCGCAACAUCUCCAAGCUCCAAACUACCGAUACCCCAACGCGUACCGCCCCCCAAACAUGUCCAGGCCAACCAAGGUUCGGCGACAAAGUACCUGCAUGUCACACACAUGUCGAACCUCUACAACCUAGCACCGUCUAAGAAGCCUGCGAAAGCUGUUAUGAACAUGUUCGUGUGCUCGCCGCGGAACCUUAGGGGCAAUGAGCCCGGUGAAAGCAUGCCCAGCUCAUGGGGCGACCUUGACCUGGACGAAGACGAGGAUGGAAACGGAGACUACAAGAGGCAAUUGCUGGACGUGACAAUCCUCGAACGACAUCCCUUCACCACGCAAACCUUCAUUCCAAUCGGUCUUUCGCAGCAAGACAAACAUACGCAAUACCUGGUCAUUGUCGCACCAACACUACCUGCCAGCGCAUCAAAACGACACAUUGGCCGACCACCCCCCUAUCCAACACCCGUAACUGAAAGAAAGAAGAGUUUCAGAGACAUCUUUGCGAGAGCGCGACCAGCACCGUACUCUACCGAAGCCAUCCCGCCACCCUCGCAAUUCGAGAAGCUGCAUCCUUCCGCGCGUCCCAAAGGCCCUGGGCUGCCGGACCUCAAGAAUCUCCGUGCUUUCGUAGCUACAGGCAGUCAAGCUGUGACCUAUGGGGCAGGAACGUGGCACGCGCCCAUGAUUGUCAUUGGAGAUCGACCUGUCGAUUUCGUUGUCGUGCAAUUUGCGAACGAUGUUGGGGUCGAGGACUGUCAGGAGGUGGCUUUGCAGUCAGGCAAGCUUGCACAGGAAGGUGUUGUGGUCAUGGUAGAUACUGAUAGCGCGGGCAAGGUGCAGGUUAAGGCUGGCGUUGGGUCGGUGAAAGCGAAGUUGUAA